CCGGCAGAACCCAAACAGCACCCUUGAAUAGGUCAGGUCUGCCAGCUCCGGCAGGGAGCAAAUUAAAGGGUUUUGCUUCCCUUCUCCAUCCACCGUGAUUUUUCCAGUGCUGUGGAAGUGCAGUUCCUUCGCUAACAGUGGGAUGGGUCGGUGGCAAAAGAUUGCAAUCCCCUUUUUGGGUUUGGUUUUGGCCUUCUGGUUCUAUUCUGCAAGGGAGAACUUCAAGCCGGAGAUGCUGAAAGGGAAGCGGGUGAUCGUCACCGGGGCGAGCACUGGGAUCGGCGAGCAGAUGGCGUAUCACCUGGCGCGGAUGGGAGCUCACGUUUUGAUCACAGCACGGACAGAGGCCAAACUACAGAAAGUGGUGGAGCGGUGCCGGGAGCUGGGAGCAGCCUCUGCGCGAUACAUCAGCGGAACCAUGGAGGACAUGGCCUUCGCCGACCACGUGGUGAAGGAGGCAGGGACCUUGCUGGGAGGCCUCGACAUGCUGAUUCUUAACCACGUCGGCGCAUCGUACUUCGGUUACUAUAACGGGGAUGUUGAGCACGUACGGAAGCUUCUGGAGAUCAACUUCCUCAGCUAUGUGGCCAUGACCACAACCGCCCUGCCCAUGCUCAAGGAGAGCAAGGGCAGCAUUGUGGUGGUUUCAUCCAUGGCAGGUAAAGUCGGGUUUCCCUUUACGGUUCCCUACUCUGCAACUAAGUUUGCCUUGGACGGAUUUUUCAGCUCCCUGAGACAGGAAUUCACCAUGCAGAAUGUUAAUGUCUCCAUCACCCUCUGCAUCCUUGGUUUUAUCGAUACCGAGCGGGCGGUGCGGGAUGCCGCGGGAGUGCUCCUCUCGCCGCCGGCGCCGCGGGCCGAGUGCGCGCUGGAGAUCGUGCGGGCGGGAGCGCUGCGGCUCCGCGAGCUCUACUACCGCUACGGCUCCACCCGCCUGCCGCUGCUGCUCCGGGACUGCGCCGCGGACCUCCUCGACUACCUCGUCCGCAGCCGCUACCGCCUCUAAAGAAGCGCUAAUUAGCGCCCUCGUUAUAGCCAUGGCCCGGCGCGCGCUCUCCUGCAUCCUCCGAGCGCCUUUCCGGCCCGGGAUGAGGCGUGGGAGAGCGGAGCCCUUCCCUCCCGCAGCGCACGGGAGGGCAGGAACGAACCAAUUACUAAAUAAAACUCU
This is a messenger RNA of Cuculus canorus (common cuckoo), 1168 nucleotides long. Its product is annotated as 11-beta-hydroxysteroid dehydrogenase 1. The transcript is spliced from 7 exons. Gene Ontology annotation, cellular component: intracellular membrane-bounded organelle; endoplasmic reticulum membrane. Gene Ontology annotation, biological process: steroid catabolic process. NCBI's taxonomy places the organism in Eukaryota, Metazoa, Chordata, Aves, Cuculiformes, Cuculidae. Gene Ontology annotation, molecular function: steroid binding; 11-beta-hydroxysteroid dehydrogenase (NADP+) activity. Bases 143 to 1006 code for a protein of 287 amino acids. The record is from RefSeq and is a predicted model, not a curated record.